AUGGUUGUGUCUUUUGCAGUCGCUAUCCUCGCGCACCGAGUCGUCACGCCACAGCAGCACGGCGCCGUCGCGGACGGCAUGGCGAAUGACACGCGGGCGGUGCGCGCCGCAGCCGCCUCGUGCGGCGGUGGGUGCACGCUGCGGUUUGCAAACGGCACCUUCCUCACUGGCCCCUUCUCCCUGUCCGACGGCUCCACCGUCGAGCUGGAUGGCACCAUCGUGGCCGCGCCGAUGGCUUGGUGGGUCCCGGCUGGCUGGGAAGGCGUGCGUGCAUUCGUGUGGACGAGCGGCGCAUCCAGCCUGACGCUGCGCGGCAGCGGCACGAUUGACGGGCAGGGUGCCGAUUGGUGGGCGGGGCAGAGGCCCGUGCGCAAUGACUCCAAGUGGCGGCCAUACCUGCUGCGCAUCGAGCACUCGACCGGAGUGGUCGUGUCGGGCAUCCGCCUGCUCAACUCGCCCAAUCACAACCUCAUGUUUGACAACUGCUCGCGCGUGCGCGUGCUCGGCCUGCGGGUUGAAGCACCCCACGAUUCGCCCAACACGGACGGCAUCAACUUUGGCGGAGGCUCCGAUCAGCUCGUCGCCGACUCGCACAUCUCGAAUGGCGACGACUGCGUGACAGCCAUCACGUCGACGAGCACGCCGCCGCCGGAGCCUGGCCCCUGGCCUACGCUCAGAGCGUUCGGCGGCUCGCUCGUUGUGCGCAACAUGACGUGCGUGGGCGGGCACGGCGUGAGCAUCGGCUCCGUGCGCACGGGCGUCGUCACCAACGUGACCGUCGAGGACGUUCGCUUCUACCGCUCGGACAAUGGCUGCCGCAUCAAGAUGUACCCGAACAACCUCGGCCGGGUCUCGCAGAUCGUGUUCCAACGCAUCUGGAUGGAGGAAGUUCAGCAUCCGAUUGUAAUCAACGCAGAGUACUGCCCGCCAAACCAGAAGCCCUUCCCGUGCCCAGAGAGCAACAUGGCAGUCAACGUGUCGGACGUUCUCUUUGUACGCGUCUCGGGCACCAGCGCGAGCGCGGAGACGGGCAGCUUCACCUGCAGCAAGGCCUCCCCCUGUCGGCGCCUGACGCUGCGUCACGUGAAUAUUGCGCCUGCCUCCGGAGGUACGGGGCACUUCUCGUGCAAGCGUGCGCGCGAUACACAGCUGACGCAGCUGAUGCUGCUCCUCGCUGCGAGCGUGCGGCGGCUGCUGCCGGAGCCGGCGUGGGCCGCCGCCACGGAGCCGGACUCCUCAGCAGCCUCCGCGGGCAGCGCGGCCCAGUCUUGCCCGCCGACGCCGCCAACCCGCUGGGGCGACUUGCUUCGGAUACCGACGGUGUGGCUGCUGCUGCUGCAAGGCGUGCCCGGCUGCAUCCCGUGGGGCGUCAUCUCGGCCUUCCUGCCCGACUUCCUGCACGCGGAGCAUGGCUUGCCCGUCCAGCAGGCCGCUAUUGCCACCCUCGUCAUGACCGCCUUCUCCGCCGGAGGCAUGGGCGGCACGCUCGUCGGCGGAGAGGCAGGCCAGAGGCUAUACAACGCCUCUGCUCGCCUGCCCCCGCUGCUGAUGCUCGCCGCUGGCUCGCUCGGCGUCCUUCCGAUGUGGGCGCUGAUCGCGUCGCGAGGCGAGUGGGGCUUCUGGCCCAGCGCGGCAUGCGCGGCGGCAGGAGGCUUCCUCGCCACGCAGACCGGCCCGAACGUGCGCUCGACGAUGGUCAACGUGACUCGCAGCGAGCAGCGCGGCGUCGCCUUCGCCGCCUUCACCCUCUCCGACGACGUGGGCAAGGGCGCCGGACCCUUCCUCAUCGCGACACUCGUGGCGCAGCGCGGGCGAGAGCGCGCCUUCUCGCUCGCGAUGCUCUUCUGGCUGCCCUGCGCCGCGCUCUGCGCGGCCACGGCUCUCACGUGCACGACGUACUUUGACUGGAAAAGCGCCGGGGUCUAUUACACGCAUCGGACGAGUGGGAUGCCCGGGCCAAUCACGCGGCUGCUCGCGUGCUCAAAGCAGCAAUUCGAUGCCUAUCCGGCCAGCAGCCUCAAGAUGGGACCGACGUUCGUGCACCCAAACUAUGCCUACAACUACAACAACGAGAGCUCGGGCUCGUACAACAAGCCCGCGGCGGUGAUGCACUGGAUAAAGGAGUCGCCGCCCGCCGAGGAGUUUGUCCUCUUCAUCGACGCCGACAUGCUGCUACGCGGAGCGAUCGACCCGGUCGCACUCGGCGCACGGCGCGGCCUGGUGCUCUCCGAGGACGCAAGCUACCUCAACACGGGCAUCCGCGCGAAACUGCCCCAGCAGUACAUUGCGGAAGAGCUGGCGCCGCUCGCAAAGUCUGCCGGCUGGUGGCACAUCUUUCACCGUGACGACCUCGCCACCAUCGCCCCGCGCUGGCUGCACUGGUGCGGCGCAAUCCGCGGCGACCCGCGGCGGUACUGGCGCACGCUCGGCGCGGACGGCGCUCCGGUGCGGGGUCCGCGCGAGGGCGGGGGCGAGUGGGUCUCGAAGGACAUCUCGCUGGGCGACUCGUACGUGAGCCGGGGCGAGGCGCCAUGGAUCGCGGAGAUGUACGGCUACGUCCUGGCGGCGGCCGAGGCGCGCAUACCGACGCAGCUCAAGCACGGGGUCGUCCAGUACUCGGAUUUCGGCCGCGCCGCGCCGUACGCAGAGGGCGGGCCAGCCAUCAUCCACUACGGACUCCACUGCCACGUCGAGUCGUACCACUUCACCAAGUACGACUACCCCGCCUUCGACAUCGCCAGCUGCGGGGGCCACUUCUUCCGACCGCCCUCCAAGCCAAGCCCACGGCAGGCGCGCCCUCGGGCAGCAAGCCCUCUGCGCUCUGCGCCGAGACGGUCACCCUGCUGAACCGCGCCCUCUGCUCCUUCUACCGAGAGCAGUGCCCCCGCGACUCGCCGGCGGCGGCCGCCGCUUGCCCGCCCGCGCAGCUCGAGGGAGAGUGGUGCGCAAACGACAAGGAGGACUGCGCUGAGAAGGCAAAGCGCGGCGAGUGCAGCCAGCGCGACGUGCGCGCCGCGUGCGUGCAGAGCUGCACCGGCUGCUGCGGCGACUCACACCCAAACUGCCUCAACUGGGCAAUCUCUGGUGAGUGCACCAAGAAUGCCGGCUUCAUGAAGGGCGCGUGUGCCCUCUCUUGCGGCCACUGCUCUCCUCCGCCGCCGCCCCAGAGGAGCGGUGCCGAGGGGGAGGCUCCUCCCUCGCGCGCCUCAGCCGCCACCGCGGCCAAUGGCCACGGAGGCGACGCGGGGGAGGGGGUCGCGGCGGCCGGGAGAGGCGGCGCGGCGAGGGGGAGGGAGCGAGGGGAGGAGGGCGAGGCGGCGGGGGCGGCGGGGGCGGCCGAGGACGAGGCCGCAGCGGCCGAAGUCGAGACGGCGGCGGUGGAGCGCGCAGCGGCGGCGGCUGGGCCGCGGCCGGGGAUUGAGCGUGGUCGCCAGGAGCGCGUGCGGUCUGCGGUGCGACCUGCAGAGGACGAGCCGCAGGCGCACCACCUGAUGCUGCCCUUCUGGUGCUCGAUCAUCGUCACCGCCCCCUUUCUCCUCAUCCUACUGAGGCGGCGCCGGCGGCGCAA
This is a messenger RNA of Emiliania huxleyi CCMP1516, 3568 nucleotides long. RefSeq lists its product as hypothetical. The record is from RefSeq and is a predicted model, not a curated record. NCBI's taxonomy places the organism in Eukaryota, Haptophyta, Isochrysidales, Noelaerhabdaceae. Gene Ontology annotation, molecular function: polygalacturonase activity. The transcript is spliced from 10 exons. Gene Ontology annotation, biological process: carbohydrate metabolic process. Bases 1 to 2847 code for a protein of 948 amino acids.